AUCAUCGCUACGAUCACGCUCAUAUCCUUCCUGGCCUAUUCCUCGCAAUUCUUCAUCCUCAUCCCCUACUGGCUCUCUACUCCGGGCGUUUCCCUCACAACAAUGGCCCUCUACCUCGUCCCAUUCAACAUAGGCGUAGCUUUCAUCUUCUACAACUACUACCUCGUCGUCUUCACCUCCCCUGGUGACGUUCCUCCAGCCUGGGAGCCAGACUGGGACUCCCUGGGCGGAGUAGAGGUAAAAGCUUCCACAGGGUCGCCGCGCUACUGCAAAGUGUGCAGGUCCUACAAGCCACCCAGAGCGCAUCACUGUCGAGUAUGUAAACGAUGCGUGCUCAGGAUGGAUCAUCAUUGCCCCUGGGUGGCCAACUGCGUGGGCUACGCAAAUUAUGGGCAUUUCCUUCGCUUCCUUUACAGCGUCGACAUCACCAUGAGCAUGCACGUCGGCCUGCUUGCCCUGCGCGUCGCAGACUGGUGGAGCCCUUACGUCCACUGGCGUGAACCCUCCACUGCGGCUAUGGUGGUAAUGGUCCUCAAUUUCGCGCAGGGAAUCCCGGUCCUGCUGAUGGUGGGCAUCUUCUCCCUCUACCACACUUAUGCGCUCUGCAUCAAUACUACAACGAUCGAGAGCUGGGAGAAGGACAAGGUGGCAACGCUUGUCAGGAGGGGAAAGAUUGAGGAGGUCAAAUAUCCGUACGAUUUGGGACUGAAGCGUAACAUCCAGGCGGUUCUGGGACGCAGGAUCAUCUACUGGUGCUGGCCCGGCCAAGGCCCACUGGGGAAUGGACUGGACUACACCCUCGCAGAGGGGCAUGGU
This is a messenger RNA of Jaminaea rosea, 816 nucleotides long. Its product is annotated as zf-DHHC-domain-containing protein. The annotation marks the transcript as partial. The record is from RefSeq and is a predicted model, not a curated record. The transcript has a single exon. Gene Ontology annotation, molecular function: palmitoyltransferase activity. Lineage: Eukaryota; Fungi; Basidiomycota; Exobasidiomycetes; Microstromatales.